Molecule: messenger RNA, 1613 nt
Organism: Lethenteron reissneri (Far Eastern brook lamprey)
Lineage: Eukaryota; Metazoa; Chordata; Hyperoartia; Petromyzontiformes; Petromyzontidae
Product: glycoprotein hormone alpha-2-like
Biological process (GO): cell surface receptor signaling pathway
Cellular component (GO): extracellular region
Molecular function (GO): hormone receptor binding; hormone activity
Source: RefSeq, a predicted model, not a curated record
CUCUCACUCUCACUCGAAGUGUUUUGCUCUUCCCUCUCAACGAACUAAGACUCUCUCCUUCACUGAAACUCUCCUCCGGCCAGGGUCUGACCACGUUACACCGACUCCAGACCGCACAGACUCUACCCUGUGCUCAUCACGGCGUCGAUCGCGAUGGGCCCAAUCUCCGCUUUGGCCCUCCUCGCCCUCAGCGCCGCGCUGCCCCAGGACCCCGCGACCCCGGGCUGCCACCUUUACCCGUUCGAAGUGGCGGUGGCGGUGGUGGCGCGUGGCGGCCGCUGGAGCUGCCCGGCGCGUCUGAGCGCCUGCGUGGGCUUCUGCGAGUCGAGCGCCUUCCCCUCGCGCUUCUCGGUGCUGCGCGCCUCCGGCUACCGGCACAACGUCACCUCGGUGGCGCAGUGCUGCACCGUGAGCCGCCUCGAGAAGGUGCGGGUGCCGUGUGGUGAUGACGGGGACUGGGUGGAGGCGUUCACGGCCCGGAGCUGCCAGUGCGACACGUGCCGCCUCUCGCGCUACUGAGCAGCCCGCAUCACCUCCUCCUCCACCUCCUCCUCCUCCAACACCUCCUCCUCCAACACCUCCUCCUCCACCUCCUCCACCUCCUCCUCCAACACCUCCUCCUCCACCACCUCCUCCGCAAAAUCGCCCACACAGUCACACACAAAGACCACAGCAACCAUCUUGAUUUGAAACAGCAACACUCACCCACUCACUCACUCACCCACCCACUCACUCACUCACCCACCCACUCACCCACUCACCACACUGCAGCUUUCAAUAACACUCACCCACUCACUCACUCAUCCACUCACUCACCCACUCACCACACUGCAACUCACAACGACACUCACUCACUCACCCACUCACCACACUGCAGCUCUCAAUAACACUCACUUACCCACUGAUCAACUCACUCGUCCACUCACUCAUCCACUCAACACACUGCAGGUCACAACGACGCUCACCCACUCACCCACUCACUCACCCACUCACUCACCCACUCACUCAUCCACUCACCACACUGCAGGUUACAACGAUACUCACACAAUCACCCACUCACCACACUACAACUCAUAACGACACUCACUCACCCACUCACCACACUGCAGCUCACAAGGACACUCACUCAUCCACUCACUCAUCCACUCACCACACUACAACUCACAACGGCACUCACUCACUCACCCACUCACCAGACUGCAGCUCUCAAUAACACUCACUCACCCACUAAUCUACUCACUCACCAACUCACCACACUGCAGCUCACAAGGACACUCACUCAUCCACUCACUCAUCCACUCACCACACUGCAACUCACAACGACAUUCACUCACUCACCCACUCAUCCACUCACUCACAGCACGGUACACGAGGUGGUGGGUGGCCAGAACCACGGCCGGCCGUCUUUGUCUCCUUAUUGGCGAUGUUUACACAACGCACCAGGUACUCAUUUGAGGCUGAGUCGACCUAGGGGAGGCCCAGGACCGAUUCAGAUAAUCGUCACCGGUGUUGGCCGUGAGUGGGAAUCGAACUCGGGUCGCUAACCGCUACACUAGCGCUUGUGGGGAGCGGUGGUGCAGCGGUUAGCGCUACCCUGUGCUACGAACCCAGCU